Molecule: messenger RNA, 871 nt
Organism: Oreochromis niloticus (Nile tilapia)
Lineage: Eukaryota; Metazoa; Chordata; Actinopteri; Cichliformes; Cichlidae
Product: proteinase-activated receptor 3-like
Exons: 1
Coding region: 68-871 (267 amino acids)
Biological process (GO): blood coagulation; thrombin-activated receptor signaling pathway; positive regulation of Rho protein signal transduction
Cellular component (GO): plasma membrane
Molecular function (GO): thrombin-activated receptor activity
Source: RefSeq, a predicted model, not a curated record
UUUUUGUUUUUUUGCAGCCAAAACGAGGUGGGGGGAGCAGAAAAACAGCUCUGAGGUUGCUUUUCCCAUGCCCAGAACAUUUAAAGGAACCCCAGUGAUUAACAUUCAGCCCUUCCAAAAUGGGACUCAGACUUCCUUUCUAACUUAUUCCCCUCCAGCUCUGCACUUGCUCAACAACAGCACCGUGGGGUACCUCGGUGGUUCUCUGAGCACCCGAGUCAUCCCCAUUAUUUACACAUUGGUGGUUACAGUUGGGAUUCCAGCCAACAUGUGUUUGCUAGUGACUAAAAUCAGAAAGGUGUCUUCUGCCAUCCUCUACUGCAGCCUGGCUGUCUCCGACCUCUUCCUCCUCCUCUCCCUCUUCUUUAAGGCUCACUACCAUUUCCAUGGAAACCACUGGGUUCUCGGAGAGACUGCUUGUCGAGUUGUUACGGCAUGUUUCUACGGCAAUCUCCGCUGCUCGGCCAUGACGCUGGCUUGCAUCAGCAUUGAGCGCUACCUGGCUGUUGUGUACCCAUUCAUAUACAAAAGUAUGCCCAAGAGGCUGUGUGCUGCCUGGGUGAGCCUGGCUCUGUGGGGGGGGUUUGGUGUCGCAAUCAUCCCAGAGCUCAUCAUCCAGCAGAGUUACUGGCUCCCUCAGCUCAACCGCACAACCUGCCAUGAUGUGUUGCCCCUGGAUCACAGCUCUCAUAUGUUUCUGCUCUACUAUCACCUGAUUCUUAUUGUCUUAUUUCUUAUGGUGCCUCUGGUUGUUAUAGCUGUGUGUUUUGCCCGAUUCAUCAACAAGCUCACAAGAUCACAUUCUGAUCAAGACCAUGUGAACUGUAGCAUCAGUUGUAUUUUCUUAGCUGACAGGAGUGGCAUGUGGUGA